AUGGAAGCGGUGAACCGUCAAGCCCUCAAAGGAGCAGCUGGCAACCAGAGUGACACGCUCUUACAACUACUCAAGGCGUAUACCGUCAUACAGAAAUACGCUAUGUCGACUAUGGACCCCCAGUCAGCGGUUCCUGUACUUAUCCGAGAAGGCUGCAUGGUCGAGAUUCAGGCUCGGGGACUCCGCGUAUGUGUUACGGAAGGGAAUAGGACGGGCCUAACGUACUAUAUGUGCAUGACUUUCCUUCGAACUUUCAAACCAUGCGCUCUCGCAACGGACAGACUGAGCACAAAGAACCCCAUUCGGAAAGCUUUGCGUCAAGGCUUCCGCGAGCACUGGUAUUCAACACUUCUGUUCUUGCGCAGAACCCGCGCCCGUGCGACGUCGAUCCGAGAACACGACAAGGUGCUUGACUUCUGGAGGAAACUAGGAGAAGACCUCGGGUUCGAUGAGGCCAAACAAAGGGAGGAGUACGAGCGCGAGCUGCGCAGAGCCCUACGACGUUGUUCUCGAAAGGAAUGUCCUUAUCACGCGAAAGAACCUCCUGUUUCCUUGCGCGUUUGCAAAGGUUGUACUGAUGCGAGAUACUGCAGUCGGGCCUGUCAACGUCAGGAUUGGAAGGAAGGUCAUAAGAAUCAAUACAGAAGUAUUAUGUUGCUUUGCUGGAUGUUGAUGCCAAGCUACAGUCCAGUAGCACACCGCUCUCGGUCGACACCCAGGCCGUACUCGGAGGACAUCAUCUAUGAGCGCCCAGGGCGUGGCCUAAUAACGUUCCUAUACCUUGUCACGGAGGCCAACCUAUGCGCAUUCAUUCGCGAAGUCGUUAGUCAAGAUGAUUUCUUUGACGAGUACCCAGACUUCGUCAUGAGUGUCCUUGACAUCGUUAUGUCAAUCGUUGACGUCUCACGCAAGGCCCCCAGCUUGCUUGACCCACUCAAAGACAUCGUGCCGGCUCUGUGCACUACUGCGUGGGAAAACCGGGACCUGUUGGCCGAUGACAACGGGGUGGAUCAGUACUAUUCCCGGUGUAGACACGGAGUACGCGACUCGCUGUACUAUGUCGUUAUGGCGCUCGUUCAGUCAUCUCCUGAACAGUACAACUGCGACGUCGCCAUACGCCGGGCCGCCCUACUAUGUUGGUUUUACGGCCUGGAAUUCGAAACAAGCACGGACCUUGUAAUCUCUGCCAGGGUACUGAGCUAUGCAACAAGAGAUUUUCCUGCAGAUUUCUACCCCGGCGAACCUCCCGAUCCCAACACACCCCGCACAGCAUUGACUGACUUCCUGCGAAUAGACGUGGUGCCGGCUCUGGGAGUAAAGCCAUACCUCGAGCGUCUCUUGAAGACACUUCAGAACCCUGCUCUCCUUAAUAACAGCCUCAUAUGGACCGUCUCGAGCGUGUGCAGAACCAUCGCCAACCACCCGACCCUUCUUGCCAAUAUAGUCUCAUCCGGUGUACUCUCCGCUCUCGUCGAAGCCGUUAAUAAGCAGACUCUGACAGGGGACCCGGGAACAUUAAGUCAAGUCCUCAACGAGCUUGUGGGGUUGUAUAGCUUGACGAUUCGCAUCAGUAGUGUUGUCCCAGACGUGCAUUCUGUCAUCCCUGCUUUCGUACGCGAAGGUCGUAUGGUGAUGGAGGCUCGUGCGCUUCGCGUGUGCGUCUCCGAAGGGCAGGAUGAAGGCUUGGACUACAAUCAUUGCCUUUACUCUCUCAAGGGCUUCAGAACGUGUGCGCUCACGAUGAACAAGCUCAGUCCGAAGAAUACCCUCCGAAAGUCGAUCCGUCAAGGCUUCCGCGAGCACUGGUACCCGACGCUCGACUUCUUACGCCAAUCACGUUCUGCUUCGCCGUCCAUCAACGAACAUGAUGAGAUCACCACAGCCUGGCAGAGCCUAGGCGAAGCAAUGGGCUUUGCUGAGACCACGCAGAAAGCGGAAUACGAGCGUGAAGUGCGCAAAGCGCUUCGACGCUGUACAUGGAAGGAAUGCCGAUACCACACGGAAGAGUCUCCGGUAUCACUGCGUUCUUGCAAGGGAUGCGCCGAAGCGAAAUACUGUAGCCAAUCCUGUCAGCGCAAAGACUGGAAGGACGGCCAUAAAUCUCGGUGCAAGCGAAUUCACGACACGGAGUGA
Peniophora sp. CBMAI 1063 is the source of this 2133-nucleotide messenger RNA. The record is from the annotation of a GenBank genome assembly. Lineage: Eukaryota; Fungi; Basidiomycota; Agaricomycetes; Russulales; Peniophoraceae.